AUAUAAUACAGUCGUGCGACCCUGCACAGUGGAAAACGAAAGUACAAAUUGCGAUUAGUGUUGAUAGUAAUUAGGUUCAAUCAGAGUAUUCGAAAUGAAGCAAUUCAUUGUUUUCUCCGUCCUGAUUGGCCUUUCGCUGGCUCAGUUUCCCAACGGAAGGAUACUGGAGGCGCCUAAUCCACAACUUUGCGCCAACCGAAUUGUCCACGAACGAGCGCCGGAUGGUAAAGGAUACUUCUUCUCGUGGCGCGACCCAACGCUGCAAGGUGUCGAGAAGGAUUGGCUGGACGCGAGAAACUUCUGUCGUCAGCGGUGUAUGGACAGUGUAUCGGUUGAAACAAGUCCCGAGAAUGAGUGGAUCAAGCAGAGAAUUGUUGAUGGAAAGCAAAAAUACAUAUGGACCAGCGGACGUUUGUGCGACUUCAAGGGAUGUGAUCGCCCUGACCUGCAGCCAGUCUCAGUGAACGGAUGGUUCUGGACAGCGGAGUUGCAAAAGUUGGCUCCAUCGACAGUUCGUAACCAGAAUGAUUGGUCCGAAAAUGGAGGCAUUGGCAAACCUCAACCCGAUAACCGUGAGCUAUUGCAGGGUGGAGCUCCCGAAAAUUGUUUGGCUAUCUUGAACAAUUUCUACAACGAUGGAGUCCACUGGCACGACGUUGCGUGUCAUCAUGUGAAACCAUGGGUGUGCGAAGAGAACGACGCUCUGCUGAAGUACGUCAAGUACACCAAUCCCGGGCUGCGCAUCUAAGAGGAUCGUAGCUUGUAAUCCCAAAUAUAAUGUUAUUUUAUAAACUCCCAAAUCAUCUUCAUCCGUUCAAUAUUCUGUGUUGUUUAUUUUUGUUUCAACCUGCUGGUUUGGAAAAUACAAACACCUUUAAGUUAUGUUAGAUCUAGAAUGUUUAGACUAAGAUUUGGACUAUCGAUUCAAAUAUGAAACACAGUUUUUGCUGCCAGGUUAGGUGGAAAUCAGACGUAAUAGUUCUUAAAAUGUUGAUCGGUAAUGAUUAUAGUUGUAGUGUUUUUCGUAUUUAUUGAAUAAAAGGAUACAAAACAAUA
Toxorhynchites rutilus septentrionalis is the source of this 1056-nucleotide messenger RNA. RefSeq lists its product as uncharacterized. The transcript is spliced from 4 exons. The record is from RefSeq and is a predicted model, not a curated record. The coding region runs from base 95 to 748 and encodes 217 amino acids. NCBI's taxonomy places the organism in Eukaryota, Metazoa, Arthropoda, Insecta, Diptera, Culicidae.